Sinocyclocheilus grahami is the source of this 895-nucleotide messenger RNA. RefSeq names its product protein deglycase DJ-1zDJ-1. The record is from RefSeq and is a predicted model, not a curated record. The transcript has 5 exons. Lineage: Eukaryota; Metazoa; Chordata; Actinopteri; Cypriniformes; Cyprinidae. Bases 102 to 632 code for a protein of 176 amino acids. Gene Ontology annotation, biological process: response to oxidative stress; glycolate biosynthetic process; glyoxal metabolic process. Gene Ontology annotation, cellular component: mitochondrion; cytoplasm; nucleus. Gene Ontology annotation, molecular function: oxidoreductase activity, acting on peroxide as acceptor.
CAGAAGUAACCAGACCCGGAAACGCCUUUUAAAAUAACUGCGUCGUGUGUGAGUGGGGUUGCAUUGCGUUGCAGACCGUCACAGGCCUCGGACUCGCAGUCAUGGCUGGUAAAAGAGCUCUGGUGAUUCUGGCGAAGGGCGCGGAGGAGAUGGAGACGGUGAUCCCGGUGGAUGUCAUGCGCAGAGCGGGGAUUGCUGUUACAGUGGCAGGUCUGGCGGGUAAAGAGCCGGUGCAGUGCAGUCGUGAUGUCAUGAUAUGCCCAGAUUCAAGCCUAGAGGACGCCCGCAAACAGGGUCCGUAUGAUGUGGUACUUCUGCCUGGAGGUUUGCUUGGAGCUCAAAACCUUUCUGAGGUACGACUUUGCUUUAAUUAUCCUGAUGCAGGCCCGACGGCACUCUUGGCUCACGGUAUCGCAUAUGGCAGCACAGUUACCACCCAUCCAGGUGCCAAGGACAAGAUGAUGGCUGGUGAUCAUUAUAAAUAUUCAGAGGCUCGUGUUCAGAAGGAUGGUAACGUGAUCACCAGCAGAGGGCCAGGAACCAGCUUUGAGUUUGCCUUGACCAUAGUGGAAGAGCUUAUGGGUGCAGAGGUUGCUGCCCAAGUCAAAGCCCCCCUCAUCCUGAAAGACUGAUCAUCAAACUGUGAAGAUCUCGCAUUUACAAUUGUACUGCUAUUCCAAUCUGAAAGAGAGUUGAAUUUAAUUGGUUUAGAGUUUUCCUUGCAUGUGAGUUUCUGUAGGAAUAUGACUAUUUAAUGAAGUUACUUAAAUAUAUAUUUGAAGAGGUAAUCUAAAUGGCUUUUUAUGGCUUUCUGUGAGGUCUGAUUCCCAGUUCUCUUGCUCUGCACUUAUUAACUUCUGAACCAGAAUAAAGUCAUAGUGCACUAAACUCAUAA